This is a messenger RNA of Myotis daubentonii (Daubenton's bat), 2830 nucleotides long. RefSeq names its product zinc and ring finger 1 (gene ZNRF1). Lineage: Eukaryota; Metazoa; Chordata; Mammalia; Chiroptera; Vespertilionidae. Gene Ontology annotation, molecular function: ubiquitin protein ligase activity. The record is from RefSeq and is a predicted model, not a curated record. Gene Ontology annotation, cellular component: intracellular membrane-bounded organelle; membrane; cytoplasm. Gene Ontology annotation, biological process: protein K48-linked ubiquitination; proteasome-mediated ubiquitin-dependent protein catabolic process.
GGCCGCGCCUGCGCUCUGCCGCCCUCCAUUGUCUCCACGGCGGCGAGGAGCGCCGGCGAGCGCAGCCCGGGACCCGGCGAGGCGGCGCGGCUGGCGGGGCCGUCAGCAGCUGGAGCGAGAGCGCGACGCGACGCGACCGCGGCUUCCCGAGCUCCGCGUGGCCGCCCGGCGCCGCAGCCCGCCCGAGGCCUGGAGGCGUCCGGGCCGCCGUCCAUGGUCGCGGCGUCCUGAGGCGGGGGACGCAGCCGGCGCCCCCAGCCCUCCUUCUCUCCGCCUCCUCCGGUCCGGUCGGCGGCCUCCUCCGGCGCCUCCCCGCGCCCGCCCGCCGCCUCCCUCCCUCCUUCCCUGCGGCUCCCCCGGCUGCCGGGAGCCCGGGGGCGGCCUGUGGCGCGCCGAGCCCGCGCCGGGCUGCGCCUCUUUGGACCUUGAGGGGAAACAUGCGCUUGGCUCGGAUCGUUUUAAAUUCUUAGUUUGGGCUCCCCGACCGCCUGCCGCUCCCGCCCCGCGGGUUUCCUUUUUUCUUUUUCUUUUUUCCCCUCCCGAUCUCCUUUUUGACUCCCUUCCCCUUUAUGCUCGCCCAGCCCUCUCCCCGCCGCUGAGAAGUGGGGGAGGGCCUCGGCCUCCAGGUUCCCGCCCCAUCGGGGCCCGGGCGAGCAUGGGGGGCAAGCAGAGCACGGCGGCCCGGUCCCGGGGGCCCUUCCCGGGGGUCUCCACGGAUGACAGCGCCGUGCCCCCGCCGGGAGGGGCGCCCCACUUUGGGCACUACCGGGCGGGCGGUGGGGCCAUGGGGCUGCGCAGCCGCUCGGUCAGCUCAGUGGCGGGCAUGGGCAUGGACCCCAGCACGGCCGGAGGGGUGCCCUUUGGCCUCUACACCCCCGCCUCUCGUGGGACCGGCGACUCGGAGCGGGCGCCCAGCGGCGGAGGGUCCGCAUCCGACGGAUCCACCUAUGCCCAAGGCAAUGGUUACCAGGAGACCGGCGGCGGUCACCAUAGAGACGGGAUGCUGUACCUAGGCUCCCGAGCCUCGCUGGCGGAUGCUCUACCUCUGCACAUCGCACCCAGGUGGUUCAGCUCGCACAGCGGUUUCAAGUGCCCCAUUUGCUCCAAGUCUGUGGCUUCUGAUGAGAUGGAAAUGCACUUUAUAAUGUGUCUGAGCAAACCUCGCCUCUCCUACAAUGACGACGUGCUGACUAAAGACGCGGGCGAGUGUGUGAUCUGCCUGGAGGAGCUGCUUCAGGGAGACACGAUAGCCAGGCUGCCCUGCCUGUGCAUUUACCACAAAAGCUGCAUAGACUCGUGGUUUGAAGUGAACAGAUCUUGUCCAGAACACCCUGCGGACUGACCCUGCUGGGCUCGCUUGCUGACUCCUCUCAAAGGGCUCCCUGCUUCCCUGGUGACCAUCCUCUCCUGUCCCCUCCAAGUUCUGGGCUGGUACUUUAUUUUACCUGGGAAAUAAACAAAACCCCCAGGGAACCCAAAACCCUGACUCCACCUCUGCUCACAUCCAAAAGUUUAGGGGCCUCUUUCUUUCUCUUGUUUUUUUGUUUUCUUUUGUGUUAGGUUUGUUUUAUUUAUUCCAAGUAAACUUCCAGAACAGCUGAUGAUGGCAGACAAAUCAGGGACAUUUGCUCUUUUUACCUUCACCUGAAAAACUGAGGACAUGGGGAGAAGAAACAGUGAGGGUGAGAGUGAGGCAGAGGGAGUGGAGCCUGGCGCUGGAGUGCGAGUCCGAAUUCCCGGCAUGAUAUUGGCCUUCUCGGGCCCCGGACUGGAACCACAGGCGCCCAGCCCGUCCUCAGCCGGACACACAGGCUGGCUUCAGCCCGGCGGGAGCACGACUUCCGUAUUGUGGUCCACACAGGACAGCCAGCCUAUUCCUGAGAGGAGGCUUCGGACACUGGGGCAGAGCUGAGCUGGGGACACCAGUGGGAACAGGGCACCCUACGCACUGACUUCCAGAGAAUGGUUCUCCCUUUCUCCCUGAGGACACCAAAUUGGAUGAGCCAUGAGUUUGAGAGAAGAAAGAAUCGACCGCCCUCCUUCCCCUCACCCCUCAUCCUAGGAGGGAAAGGGCAUUUUCUUUCUCACCUUUGAAAGGCAUUGUGGGUCUGUCUCUAACGUGUUUACAAAAAAAAAAACCAUAAAAAAAAAAGUUUAGUGUCGACUGGUGUUUUCGCCCGUGAUGUUUACAGAUUGCUGUCUGCUGCCCGGCUAGAACCCACCCAAUGACAAAGGGACAGAGCCAGGUUCAGUGCUGAUGGUGCGAGAGACGCUCGCUCGGUCCUCCUGGCCCAGCGCCCCGUCGGUUCGGCCCUCGCCAUCAACAACCGCCCGGCCUUGGUUUUCUUUGCCCAUUUUCCUGGCUUGGUUUUGCACUUUUCUCCCCUUGGGACCCUGAGAUCUUGACUUCAUUGCCAAAAAAAACAACCCUCGGAAGACCUCCCCCUUCAUUCCUGAUUCUUCUCCCUCCUUUCCUCCUGGUUCUGGUCAGUUCAGAGAACUUCACAAUCACAAGUGUCCUGCAAAAAUGCCUGAACAUUUUUCUUAGGCCCUUGUGGAUUUUUUUUCCUGAAAACUUAAACAAACAGAAGACUUAUUAAAGGAACAUGUACAGCUACCGUUUUCAGGCACUCUGUUUGAGAACAUUUUAGCCAUUGAUGUUCACACGUGGCAUCAGCCCAUGCAAGAUAGGUUUCUGUAUUUAUAUAUUAAAAUACAAAAAAACACCACCCUUAUAAAAUGUUUUAAAAAAUGUUCGAAGUUGGGGGCAAAGCUUUCUUCAUUAGUCAAGAUGUUUUGAUAUGGUAUUAAAAUCAUGUCUAAUAAAAGA